Messenger RNA from Bipolaris sorokiniana ND90Pr, 5982 nucleotides. RefSeq lists its product as uncharacterized. The transcript has 2 exons. Gene Ontology annotation, molecular function: nucleic acid binding; ATP hydrolysis activity; ATP binding. Lineage: Eukaryota; Fungi; Ascomycota; Dothideomycetes; Pleosporales; Pleosporaceae. The coding region runs from base 1 to 5982 and encodes 1993 amino acids. The record is from RefSeq and is a predicted model, not a curated record.
AUGUCGCCCGCUGUUGAAGAAGCUCAGGCACAAUGGCUUGAACAGCUUCAUGCCAUGCGCAAGGCUAUUGCCGAGCUGGGUCUAUCGGCUGAUGCUGAAGAGACACCUGCAUAUGGCCAUGACAUUGAUUUCGACGACGACGACGAUUUCUCCGGAACUGCCAGUGGCGAGGAUAUCUGGGAUAUCAUUAGUGAUGAAUACGAAGAGGGUUACAGCAGCGACCAUUUGGACGAAUUUACGCAGGUGUCCGCCGCAAGCAACGCUUACGAUGAGCAAUGGCUAGCAGCAAAAUGCUCUCAAGUGGCUCGUAGUAGUUCUGGCCUGGACGCAGGAGCGCUCAAGGAACAAAUAGUUGCUAUCUUGUCCAGCGACAGCAAUGACGAAGAAUUACAAAUGAUGCUCGCAGACAUUGUUGGUUAUGGGGAGUUGGACCUCGUGGCUGACCUCAUUUCUCACAGACAAAAUCUUUUGCGGUCGCUGCGUGAACCAGCUGCUGCUCAAGGAAAUGGUGUCAUGGGCCGCUUGCAGACUCGUGCCGAGCGAGAGGAAGCAUUACGACGUGCAGAUUGGGAGCACAAGAAUGCUUCGUUGGCACCAGCCAUGGAUCGUACCGGACCUCAGUACCCUCAUGUAUACAAGGCUCAUGAUGCUGGGAAUAAGCUGUCGGCUUAUGGCAAGAAGUAUGCCCUGCCUCCAGACACGGUGCAUCAUGACAAUAAUCUGUACGAGGAGUAUGAGAUCCCAGCCGUACCGGUAGGUACAAUCGGCGCAGGACGCAAGCUUAUCGAGAUUCAAGAGCUGGACGGUCUUUGCCGACGCACCUUCAAAGGCUACAAGACCCUCAAUCGGAUGCAGAGCUUAGUAUACCCUGUUGCAUACAAGACCAGCGAAAAUAUGCUCAUAUGCGCGCCCACUGGUGCCGGUAAAACCGAUGCAGCCAUGCUUACUAUUCUCAACACUGUGGCGAAGAACGUCGUUCCAAACCCUAUUGAUGAGCCUGGGGCUACUGACUUCAGUGUCAGGGCGGAGGACUUCAAGAUUAUUUAUGUAGCACCCAUGAAGGCACUCGCUGCAGAGGUGACUGAAAAGCUCGGGAAGCGCCUUGCAUGGUUGGGUAUAAAAGCGCGAGAACUCACAGGUGAUAUGCACCUCACCAAAGCUGAGAUCCUCGAUACUCAAAUCAUCGUCACUACUCCCGAAAAGUGGGACGUUGUCACGAGGAAGAGCACUGGUGACACCGAGUUGGUUCAAAAGGUCCGACUCCUUAUUAUAGACGAAGUUCAUAUGCUCCACGAUGAGCGCGGUGCUGUUCUCGAAAGCUUAGUAGCGCGCACUCAACGACAAGUCGAAAGUACACAGUCGCUCAUUCGAAUUGUUGGCCUCUCGGCUACGCUGCCCAACUACGUCGAUGUGGCCGAUUUCCUGCACGUCAACAAGAUGGCUGGACUGUUCUACUUCGACGCAUCAUUCCGUCCAGUACCAUUGGAACAGCAUUUCAUCGGCGCCAAGGGCAAGCCCGGUACUGCCAAAUCACGGGAGAAUCUGGAGAAAGUUGCAUUUGACAAGGUUGUUGAAAUGCUUAAGCUCGGUCAUCAAAUCAUGGUUUUUGUGCACUCAAGAAAGGAUACCGUAAAGACAGCCAGGAGAUUGUAUGAAAUGGCCAUGGAAGAGCAAUGCACCGAUCUCUUUGACCCACAAGAUCAUCCGCGAUACGAGAACGCUGUGCGGGACAUGAAACAAUCAAAGGGUAGAGAGUUGAGGGAGUUGCUUGGCAAAGGAAUGGGUACUCACCAUGCUGGUAUGCCUCGUUCUGACAGAAACUUGAUCGAACGUCUCUUCGCAGAAGGUGUUCUCAAGAUUCUCUGCUGUACCGCCACACUUGCUUGGGGUGUCAACUUGCCUGCUGCAGCAGUGCUCAUCAAAGGAACCCAGGUCUACAAUGCCCAAGAGGGUAAGUUCACGGAUCUCGGUAUCCUUGAUGUUUUGCAGAUCUUCGGUCGUGCUGGUCGACCUCAGUUUCAAGACAGUGGUAUCGGUUUCAUCUGUACCACACACGAUAGACUCGACCAUUACAUGCGCGCCGUAACCGAGCAACAGCCAAUUGAGUCGAGGUUCUCUAGUAGACUCAUCGAUAACCUCAAUGCUGAGAUAUCCUUGGGCACGGUCACAACUGUCUCUGAAGCUGUUACUUGGCUUGGGUAUUCGUAUCUAUUUGUGCGCAUGCAAAAAAGCCCGCUCACGUACGGAAUUGAGUGGUCAGAAAUACGCGAUGAUCCACAGCUGGUUGGAAGAAGGCGCAAGCUCAUCAUCGACGCAGCGCGCACUUUGCAGAGAAGCCAGAUGAUCAUUUUCAACGAGACUACUGAAGACUUACGGGCCAAAGAUGUUGGCCGCAUCGCGAGUCAGUAUUAUGUCCAACAAUCAAGUAUCGAGAUUUUCAACGCGAUGAUGCGACCUCGUAGUACGGAUGCCGAUGCGCUCGCCAUGGUUAGUAUGAGUGGCGAGUUCGAUCAGGUGCAAUCACGAGAAAGCGAGGAGAAAGAACUGUCGGAACUCAAGAAAAAGGAAUACGUGAUAACUGAAGUCAAAGACGGCUAUGCGACAUCACACGGUAAAACAAACUACCUACUCCAAGCACACAUUUCCAGAGCGCGCUUGGAAGAUUUCACUCUCGUAUCGGACACUAACUACAUCACACAAAAUGCCGCGCGUAUUGCACGUGCAUUGUUUAUGAUAGCGCUUAAUAGGCGUUGGGGUUAUCAAUGCUUAGUACUUCUGAGUCUUUGUCAAUCCAUUGAGCACCGAUGUUGGUCCUUCCAACAUCCUCUCCACCAAUACGACCUUCCACAGCCGGUUCUGCGGGCCCUGGAUCACAAAAAUCCUUCGAUUCAAAUGCUGAGGGAUAUGGAUCCAACCGAGAUUGGAGACAUGGUGCACAACAAGAAGAUGGGAAAUGUGAUCUCAAAAUUGAUGCAGAAUUUCCCCACGCUAAGCAUUGAGUCGGAGAUUGCCCCGUUGAACAGGGACGUACUUCGAAUACGAUUGUUUCUCACACCCGACUUCGUGUGGAAUGAUCGUCAUCAUGGCACUUCGGAAUCGUUCUGGAUCUGGGUUGAGAAUUCUGAAACAUCUGAGAUAUUCCAUCACGAGUUCUUCAUUCUAUCAAGGAAGAAGUUGUACGACGACCAUGAACUAGACUUCACGAUUCCACUUUCCGAUCCGCUCCCGACGCAAGUCUAUGUCCGCGCUGUGUCUGAUCGCUGGUUGGGAGCGGAAACUGUGCACCCCAUAUCCUUCCAACAUCUGAUCCGGCCCGACACCGAGAGCGUCUACACAGACCUCUUGAACCUUCAGCCUCUGCCAAUAGCGGCGUUGAAAAAUCCUUUAUUGGAAGAGGUCUAUGCACAGCGCUUCCAGUACUUCAAUCCUAUGCAAUCACAAAUCUUUCAUUGUCUCUACCAUACGUCUGCAAACGUCUUACUUGGAUCGCCUACUGGCAGUGGCAAGACUGUUGCUGCUGAGCUGGCAAUGUGGUGGGCAUUCCGUGAGAAGCCAGGCUCAAAGGUCGUUUACAUCGCUCCAAUGAAAGCGCUUGUUCGAGAGCGAGUACAGGAUUGGGGGAAGCGCCUCGCAGGGCCAAUGGGCCUGAAGCUCGUCGAGUUGACAGGUGACAACACGCCAGAUACACGCACUAUUCGAGAUGCUGAUAUCAUCAUUACAACCCCCGAGAAAUGGGACGGAAUCAGUCGUAGCUGGCAGACCCGUGGUUAUGUUCGUCAAGUGAGCCUGGUCAUUAUUGAUGAGAUCCACUUAUUGGGCGGUGACCGUGGUCCGAUUCUAGAGAUCAUUGUGUCGCGCAUGAACUACAUCGCUUCACAAAAGAAAGACGGUUCCAUUCGCCUGCUUGGUAUGUCAACUGCAUGCGCAAACGCAUCAGAUCUCGGCAACUGGCUUGGUGUCAAGGAGGGCCUUUUCAAUUUCCGGCACUCUGUGCGUCCAGUUCCCUUGGAAAUCUUCAUCGAUGGCUUCCCAGAGCAGCGAGGGUUCUGCCCACUCAUGCAAUCCAUGAAUCGACCUACGUUCCUUGCUAUCAAGGCCCAUUCCCCAGAGAAACCAGUCAUUGUCUUUGUAGCGUCUCGAAGACAAACUCGUUUGACGGCUCGCGACUUGAUAAACUUCUGCGGAAUGGAGGAUAACCCGCGUCGCUUCCUGCGCAUGUCAGAAGAAGAUUUGGCGCUCAAUUUGGACCGCGUUCAUGAUGAUUCAUUACGUGAGGCAUUAAGCUUUGGUAUUGGUUUGCAUCAUGCUGGUCUUGUCGAGUCGGACCGCUCCUUGUCAGAAGAGCUUUUUGCAAACAACAAGAUCCAAAUCCUGGUUGCUACUAGUACCCUUGCUUGGGGUGUCAAUCUCCCCGCUCAUCUCGUUGUCGUCAAAGGCACUCAAUUUUUCGACGCAAAGACCGAAGGAUACAAGGACAUGGACUUGACAGACGUCUUACAAAUGCUGGGUCGCGCUGGACGCCCGCAGUUUGACGACUCCGGUAUCGCGCGGAUUUUCACACAGGACGCCAAAAAGGAAUUCUACAAGCACUUCCUACAUACUGGCUUUCCCGUCGAGUCAUCAUUACAUAAGGUCUUGGACAACCAUCUGGGCGCCGAAAUCUCCGCCGGGACUAUCACCACAAAGCAAGACGCGUUGGACUAUCUGACAUGGACCUUCUUCUUCCGUCGCCUGCAUAAGAACCCUUCGUUCUACGGUCUCGAGAUCUCAGCAGAAGAGCAUAACACGAUAGCUGCGCAAUCAAUGGCCAACGAUUACAUGGUUGAGCUGGUAGAGACAUCCCUACGAGAGUUAGACGAGUCGUCUUGUGCCGUCGUUGAGUCAACGGGCGAAGUAGACCCCACCCCUCUUGGAAAGAUUAUGAGUUACUAUUACCUCAGUCAUAAAACAAUCCGCUACCUCGUGCAAAACGUCAAGCGCGAUGCCACCUUUGCAGAAGCUUUGGCUUGGAUUUCGCAUGCUACCGAAUACGACGAACUCCCUGUUCGGCACAACGAGGAUCUUAUAAACAUGGAGCUUUCAAAAGCGCUACCAAUUUCUGCUGAUGACUUUGGUCUCCCGAUGUGGGACCCGCAUGUCAAAGCUUUCUUGCUCUUGCAGGCUCACUUCUCGCGCAUUGACUUGCCAAUCUCAGAUUAUGUGGGCGAUCAAAACAGCGUGCUGGAUCAGAGUAUCCGUAUCGUUCAAGCCACGAUUGAUGUUCUUACCGAACUUGGCUAUCGAUCUUCAUGCGAGACCGUCAUUUCCAUUCUGCAAGCCAUCAAGUCAGCGCGUUGGCCUAAUGAUGGCCCAUUGUCCGUCUUUCCAGGCGUCGAUGUUGAGAAAGAAAAAACUCGCCUCGAACAUCCAAAAGCCAAACCAAAGACCCUGAUAGAAGUUACAUCUACUGCUGCAGUCGAUCUUGAACGCGCCGGGAAGUUUGCUGGCGUCUCGCACGGUGGUCUGAAACGUUUCAUGGAACCUGUAUCUCGGCUACCCGUCCUAAAGCUUGACUUGGGAAAUGUCAAUGCCAUUACUCUUGAGUUCAAGGUCAGACGCCAAAACUCGGCGAGAAUGCAACAGGGCGGCGUGCGAAUAUUUGCACCGCGUUAUCCUAAGCCCCAAACCGAAGGGUUCUUUGCCAUCAUCUCGUAUUCAAGUACUGACGAAAUUGUUGCGCUCAAGCGGGUCAACUGGCCCGACCCAGGCAAGAAUGGCGGAAACAAUCGGGGGGGAGCUGGCAAACAGCCGAUGGGAAGUGCCGCACGCUCUCUUUUGCAAGCAUCAAUCAAAGUUUCACUGCCACCCGAUGCACAAGGCAAGAGAUUGGAUAUCUCGGUGCACAGUGAUUCUUAUCCUGGGAUGAGAUGGGGUAUUGAGGGAGUGGAGAUUCCCGAGGCCCCAUCAGUAGAUGCAUAUGGCAAAGGCAAAGAGAAGGCGUAG